CGCACUGGUUUCUCUGACGAUCGUUGCAAUGGGCCCGAUCUAGGUGUUCACGUGACUUUUUGAGAAUUUCUUUCUGCAGGGCGGGGGGCCAAGAAAUUUCAGAUGCAAGCACGAUUUUUUUCAAAGAGUGCCUUUGCAGGGAUUGCCCACUGGACAAGCAAAAAGAAAAAAACACAAAAUGCCCAAAGGACGACCGAAAAAGAAAACUCGAGCUGGCAGCCGCGACGUCGAAAACGUAGAACUGGACGAUGUAGAAUACUUUGAGGAAGACAGUGACCGUUCGUUUGAUGAAGACGAUCCAUAUACGAACGAUGACGAUGCUUUUACCGGUCGUAAAAGAGGCCGCCCAAAGGGUCACUCCCAUAAAGACGACAAAGUCAAAAAGAUGCCACUCAUGUCAGAAGUGGAAAGCGAUCAUGACGAAUAUGGAGACCAGAAAAUCGAUCAUUGUGGCAAUCUGUUGGAGGGACGACAAUACCGUGUUCCGACCUUUACGUUGCCGGACCGAGAUGGCAUGCGAUUCAUGUUUUCCAAAGACCCUGCCGCAUUAUUGGGUUUUCGUGACAGUUUCGUGUUUCUAAAAAAGAAUCCCAAGUUGGUCAAGGUGUAUGUAACCGACAGUGACAAAGGAUUCCUGGUGGAGAAUGGAUUAUUACGAUCUACGUUUCGUACCCGUGAAGUAUCGGUGGUGACAGCUCGUUCCGUCUUUAAACAGUUUGGUCAUCGUGUUGUGAAAAAAGGACGACGUGGUCGCGAUGAUUACUAUUACACGGGUGAAGUAACAGAAGAUGACGCGCUCGAUGCGCAAGAUCCAUCCGAAGACGAGUCCAAGGAACAACACGAGAAGACGACGUGGUCGCCUUUUAUCAUUAGCGGAAGAAACAAUAUCACCAGUCGACGGACGACAAGACUCGCGGAUCCGGUCACUGAUAUGAAUUUCAUGUACCACGUCGCGCUGAAUCUACGCGAUUUUAAUGCGCAUCUCAAUGAUUACCGGCGGGACAAUUCAACCUUUUAUGAUAUCCACACCAACGUUUAUCAAAUACCCGCCUCCAAACAGCCACUUAAAACUCUCUAUGUCCCGGACGAUAAAAAGAAAAAGCCACCCGUUUCCAAAGCAGAAGACAAACCAUCCGCCUCUCUAGAGACAGCUCAACAAGCCACGACAGCCGUCUCGGCUCCAAAUGAUCAAGACACCGUUAAUCAUCCAUCGGACAAAGGAAUCGCCGCGUCCAACUCGAUACCGCCCAAGCCAAUGACUGCUACAACGGAUGCUACGGUUGCAACCACAGGGUUUGUUCCUGGUAAUGCACCUGCUGGAUCCACCACUGCUGGCAUGGCGAUGCCCCCCACCAACGAUGUAAGGAAAAUGAUGGCGGACAACCCAGCAGCAGCACAACAAAUGUACUAUCAAAUGGCCAUGGGCGGCGGACGCCCGACAGGAUACAUGCCUUCACCAAUGGCGCAGCAGUUUCCACAAAACCAAGCCGGUUCCAAAUCAUAUCCAUACAUACCACCUCAACAAUAAAAAACAAAACAAAAAAGCUCAAUUUCAUAACGAUACGAGAUCAUGUCCCUGCGCGCAAAUUGAGUUAUCAAAAAACGGAGUUGGAACCUUUUUGGAUUGGCACCGUUCACGUGUAUUGCUUUGUGUACCCACACUCAACUCAUCAAGAUGCGAGUUUUCGAAGCAGCAUUCUAAAAAAGUGGGGUGAUGUGUCAUAGGUGUAUGUUUAUGUGAGUGAAUUAAAAAAAAAAAGAGAAGAUGGUUUCAGGCUGCAGCUGUCAAUAAGCGAAAGGAGAAAAAUAGAGUUUGUGAAUUUGAUGGAAUCCAGAUAAGGCAGUCGCUGAUAGUUGUACGAUUGACCAAUGGAUAGAAAGCAAUUAUUGGUUUUUAUUUUUUAUUUUUUCAAUUCCGGUUCA
Messenger RNA from Radiomyces spectabilis, 1923 nucleotides. Its product is annotated as chromatin remodelling complex Rsc7/Swp82 subunit-domain-containing protein. Bases 179 to 1528 code for a protein of 449 amino acids. The transcript has 4 exons. NCBI's taxonomy places the organism in Eukaryota, Fungi, Mucoromycota, Mucoromycetes, Mucorales, Radiomycetaceae. The record is from RefSeq and is a predicted model, not a curated record.